AAAGAGCAUUUCCCAAUGGCGAAAGGUUGGUUCAGAGACCUCCUAAUUCCGCUGAAGCCGACCGAGUCAGCGCCCCCGGCGACUUCCCGCGAAACCUUCUUCUUCCUCCCUUUACUCCGCCUGUACCUUUUCUUUUUCCCUCUCUUCUGUCUCGAUUAUUUUCUCCCCUUCGAUCUCCGCGCUGUUGUUUUGAAUGGCUACGGUUGUUAUCUGAUCCUCCCGGCGUUUGAUGAAUUGCUUCGAACCUCGGUGCCGACGAAGCUCAGGAUUGGAAGCGAUAUCAAUUUCCGAAUUCUUGAGCUUUUGUUUUCUCUCCCAUCUCCUCGUCGUUACAUUACCUCAUUUGAUCCUCCUCCUUUUGUUUUCCACGGCCUCCUUUUCUCUUAUUUUUGUCUAAUCCGCCUCUCUCUUCAUCUUAGCGUCCAGGUUUUUAAAAUAAUCUAUCCAUUUAUAAAGCCGUUGCUCAAGACGCUAGCGAUUUACCUGGAAAAUAAGAGUAAUUGUUCAGUGGCUUUGGGGCACCACGUGGCGGUGGCACAAACUGUUCUCUGCCACACAAAUGUGUCGGGAUCACACCAAUGUGUAGUGAAGAAAGAGUUUGGGGCACCACGUGGCGGUGCCUUGGCAUUGAAUAAUUUUUUGGGAAAUAAGGGCAUAAUUUCAGACUCGUUGAAACCCGGGAGGGCGAAAAACAGGGAAGAAAAACCAUUGGUGGAUUUUGAUGCUACAAACAACAGGGCAUGUCAGAGCGGCCUUGUCUCUAACUCAGAGGAGACAAAUGCGAGAGAGGCAUCAAAGGGACUGUGCAUGACGGAGGGUGUACUUAGUUUAGUUGGUUCAACGACAAGAAUACCAUCCACGGAUAGUGAUGCUCCAGGCGACAGUGCUCAUCUCGUGAGGGCAAAUCAGAGCGGCCCUAUUACUCUUUAUUCAAAGGAGAAAGAUACGAGUGAGGGACUAAUCGGAGAAUGCUUAACUGAGUGUGUACUUAGUUUGGAUGAUUCGACAAAACGGAAAUCGUUUCCGGAUUUCGAUGCUACAGAAAUCAAAGCACAUCUUGUGAGCGCAUAUCAGAGUGGCCCUGUUGUGUCUCUUUCAGAGAAUAAAAAUGAGGGAGAGGCAUUGAAGAGAGAAUGCAUUACUAAUAGUAUACUUGGUUUAGAGGAUCUUCAACAACAUUGUGGUGGUAGACCUGAUGCUGCUGCAAAGAGCUUUCGCGCUAUCUAUGAUCUGGGAUUGCACACGACAGAUUCCCUUACUCGGAAGUCAUUCCAAGUACUAGAAACUCUUAGGCCCCGGGAACAGCAGAGUAAUGCCACAGACACAGACCAAGAAAGACAGAUUCAGACACAAAUGUGUCAUGAAUUAUCUGAUGCACGUGGGGCCCACCGAAUACAUUUGGACAGAUACAUCGGACGGUUCCGGACACAUCUAUGUCCGAGUUUGUGUCACUCUGUUUGUAUACGUAGCAUUUUUGGGGAGCAGUCUAAUGACCUUGUGCCCUUAUUGUCACUGAGAAGAUUAACGCUUAAGAGUUGUGUACGACAAGACAAAUCACCAUGUUUUCCACGACUUCUGCAAAUCAACGCGGUUGACAAAGGACUGACACAAUCGCCCAGAUACUCAGGAGGAUUGACUGCUCAGUCUGCUAGCUCAUCAUGUUGGCCUAUCGGCUUACAAGAUGGAGCACACAUCGUGCUGCUUGAUCCAUUAAAACAAUCUGCAAAAAAUGUACCACAUGCGGCCAGGCAAGAUCAGUGCUCUCUUACAGUCUCUCUUCGAGAGAAGAAAAUGGUGAGAAGGACAUUAAAGAGAAAGUACAGAACUAUUAGUGUAAUCUUUGAGUAUCACCAACAAUAUUUUGGCAGAAGAUGCGAAGGCGCUGCGAAGAGCUUUGGUGCGACGCGGAACUGUAGGAAGCAUGGAAUUCGUCAGGUAUCUACAGUGAAGUGCAUCCAUAAGCAACACUGGAUCCAUCGGUGGCCAUUUCGACAAAAAAGGGCAACAAGGAAUGGGUAUUCCUUGAGAGAUGAAAGACCAUUUGGAGGUAGCAAGCUAUCUAUGGAUGAGAAACUUGAUUCAAGGCUUCUAUUUAUCCAUAUGUCCCAGUUUACUAGAUCGUCACCUCAGCCUUUAGACUUACUAGAUGGAGGCGUGAUUGUCGGGCCUAUAGCCUUAUCAUCAAGUGAAUUUGCUGCUGCAAACAACAGAGCACACUUUGUCAGACAAGAUCAAAUCAGCUCCACUGCCUCUUGUCGUGAGGGGAAAAGUGCAAGGGAAACGUUAGACCGACAAGGGAUAACUAUGAGUUUAUGUAUUGUAGAUGAUCUCCAACAACAUUUUGGCGGUAAACAUAAAGAUGUUAUGAAGAGACUUGGCGUCAACAUAUCCAUGUUUAAUAGCACCUGUAGGCUGCACCAGUUCUAUUGGCGGCCAUGUUGGAAUGAAAAGAAUGAACAAGUAUUUGAUGCUAGAAACAACAGAACACAUCUUGCCAAAGCAGAUCAGAGCGGCCCCACUAUGUCAAAUUCAAAGAAGGAAAAUACAAGAGAGGCAUUAAAGAGGGAAUACGUAACAAGUAGGGUCCUUAGACACUUAGUGCGACAGAGAACACUAACACACAAGCAUUGCGUACGAAGAAAGAAAUCACAAGAUCUGUCACGAAGUCUGUAAAUGGACUGCUCAGGAGGAUUGGGUACUCAGAAGUCUACUAGGUCUUUGCGUUGGCCUCUCGGCUUACCAGAUGGAGGACCCAUCGUAACUCAUUCAGAAAAAAAGAUUGUGAGAAAUACAUUUAAAAGGAAGUGCAGAAGUACGAGUGUUAGUUUUGA
This is a messenger RNA of Rhododendron vialii, 2831 nucleotides long. RefSeq lists its product as uncharacterized. The coding region runs from base 16 to 2673 and encodes 885 amino acids. The transcript is spliced from 8 exons. Gene Ontology annotation, molecular function: DNA-binding transcription factor activity; protein binding. The record is from RefSeq and is a predicted model, not a curated record. NCBI's taxonomy places the organism in Eukaryota, Viridiplantae, Streptophyta, Magnoliopsida, Ericales, Ericaceae.